UCUACUUUGUUCCCCUCGUCUCCUUCGCCUUCUCCACCACAACCGCCGCCGCCACCACCACCGCUUCCGAGUGACAUGGUGAAGGAGCGCGUGAUCACGGUGGAGUACUUAGAGCCGUCCAUGUCGCGCGAGCUCGUUGGCAAGUUCCCCGACAACUCUGCCUUCGACUUCGAAUACUCCCAGAGCGGAAUUUGGUCGCCACUGCUCCCCCGCGGCCACCACGCCCCUGUGCCACUCCUUUGCCUCCAUGCCCGCAAGAAGUUCCUGUCUGGGUCCCCAGUGACCCUUCGGAAAGUGAAGGCAAAGCUCUCCAAGAAGAAGAAGAAGAAGCAGAGUGCUAUUGGGAAGAACCUGGAGUUCACUCCGAUCCCUUCUCCUAAACUUGGUUGGAAGAGAGUGUUGAGAGCAGCCGCCAAACGCUUCAAGAUUCGCGGGAAAUCACCAUUGCCGAUGGUGCUGCCAACCUUAUGAAUCUUCUUAUUAAUUGUGUUUCUGAUUUUCACUAUAAAUCAAUACUUGUUCCCUUUAAGUAAUUAGAUGAAAACUGAUUGCAAUAGAUGAAUGCUGAUCACAGUUGGUGUCAAAAAGAUUGAAACUUUAUAUGAAAAACUGAAGCAUUCUCAAAUCAAUCGUUCAAUUGACACUCUCAAUUUUUGUGAGAGAAAAGCAUUUUUUGUUAGAAGCAGAAAAGAGAUUGAUUAAAUGAGAAGCCAAAGGUAUUUUUGUGA
This is a messenger RNA of Zingiber officinale, 728 nucleotides long. RefSeq lists its product as uncharacterized. The record is from RefSeq and is a predicted model, not a curated record. The coding region runs from base 76 to 471 and encodes 131 amino acids. The transcript has 2 exons. NCBI's taxonomy places the organism in Eukaryota, Viridiplantae, Streptophyta, Magnoliopsida, Zingiberales, Zingiberaceae.